CGGGCUCAUUUCCGCGUCAGCCCGGCCUGCUCAUGGCCCCCACGGUGCCGCUGGCUGUCCUGGCGCUGGUGGCCCUGGUGGCCCCGGGGCUCGGCGUGGCCCCCCCCGGCUGUGAUUACCCUGCCCACCGCUGGUGCAGCUCGAGGGACACCGCCGCCGCCUGCCAGGUGCAGAGCCGCUGUCCCAGCCUCCCGCGCCCCGCGGCCGCGCCCGUGCAGCUGAGCCUCUACUACGAGAGCCUGUGCCCGGCGUGCCGCCAGUUCCUGGUCCUCAAGCUCUUCCCCACCUGGCUGCUGCUGCCCGAAGAGAUGCUGAACAUCACCCUGGUGCCCUACGGCAACGCCCAGGAGAGGAACGUCAGCGGCAAGUGGGACUUCAGGUGCCAGCACGGCCCCGAGGAAUGUUUGGGCAACAUGAUGGAGGCCUGCCUGAUGCACGAGGCCCAGAACUUCAGCACCUACUUCCCCGUCAUCUUCUGCCUGGAGUCGGGCAGCUCUGUCACCAAGAACCUGGAGGCUUGCCUGCAGAUCUACGCCCCAGAGCUGGACAGCGGCCGCGUCACCGCCUGCGUGCAGGGGGACACGGGCAUGGCCCUGAUGCACCACAACGCCCAAGUGACCGAUGCAUUGCAGCCCCCACACCAGUACGUGCCCUGGAUCACCGUCAAUGGGAAGCACACGGACGAGCUGCAGGCACAGGCAGAAGCCUCGCUGCUGGGGCUGGUCUGUCACCUCUACGAGGGGGAGAAGCCUGAGGUCUGUGGGGGCUCCAAGGCCCCGAAGCUCCCGUCUGGCUGCAGUCGCUGAGGGAUGUGUUUGGAGCACCGAGAGAGAUGCCAAUAAAAAGGAUAUUUUUGUUGAAAA
Ficedula albicollis (Collared flycatcher) is the source of this 863-nucleotide messenger RNA. RefSeq names its product interferon gamma inducible protein 30 (gene IFI30). Bases 33 to 806 code for a protein of 257 amino acids. The record is from RefSeq and is a predicted model, not a curated record. Gene Ontology annotation, molecular function: oxidoreductase activity, acting on a sulfur group of donors, disulfide as acceptor. Gene Ontology annotation, cellular component: lysosome. The transcript is spliced from 7 exons. Lineage: Eukaryota; Metazoa; Chordata; Aves; Passeriformes; Muscicapidae.